Molecule: messenger RNA, 777 nt
Organism: Ramularia collo-cygni
Lineage: Eukaryota; Fungi; Ascomycota; Dothideomycetes; Mycosphaerellales; Mycosphaerellaceae
Exons: 2
Coding region: 1-777 (258 amino acids)
Source: RefSeq, a predicted model, not a curated record
AUGUCUUCAAUCCUCGAUCUCAACCAAACAAUUCCCACCCUCGGCAUAGCCCUCUCCCUCUGCGCAGCAGGAACAAUAACCGCCCUAAGCAUCUUCGAAACCUCGCAACUGCAAGCCUCCCUCCCCAAAAUCAUCCAAACAAUCAGUAUUUCCAUCUCCCUCUCCGCAGGAGGCGGCAUCGCAGCUCUAAGCAUCUUCGCCAUCCCACAAUUGCAAUCUCAACCUGCGGAUCGAUCACUGCCUUUGAUUAGAUGGCUGUUUAGUCGGGGGGGACAUAUUUUUCCACAGGCCGCGACAAUCGCUAUGGCGGGUUUCACAUAUCUCGCAUAUGAUACUCUGCCAGAACCCACCACUCGAUCAAUAUCCCAAUUAUUGAAAACAACAAAUGGGUUCAAAGUCAAUGCCUAUCUCACAGCAGCUGUACUUGCAAUGGGUAUAGCACCGUUCACAAUCUUGCUGAUGAUUCCAAACAACUUUGCCAUAAUCAAGAAGAAUGAGAUGUUGGGAGGUGCUCGAAGCGUCAAUGCCGCUAAGGUUUUGAAGGAAUCGGGUUAUAAACCUGGUCAGCGAAGUGCUGUUGACUCGAUUAAUAGUCUUGGGGAGGGAUCGGAGUUGUUUGAUCUUAGUGGACCGCAGACGAAGACGCCCAUUUCGUCUAGCGAAGCGGAUGAUCGGGAGGUUAGGAGGAUGCUUGGUGAGUUUGGGAGGUAUAAUUUGGGCAGAGCUUUGUUGGUGGGUGGUGCGGGUGUUGUUGGUCUAGUGGCGGCUUUGUCUUGA